CCUCUUAGUAACCACCCCAUUUCAUUCCCCACAAGUUGUCGUUCGAGGAAAAUGCAGUGUGACUACAGCCUGUCCGUAAUCGAGAAAGUACUUCUUACACUGACUUCUUUUAAAUGUGGAAUCUGUUGCCGAGUUCAUUUAACUGAUGCGCACAAGUGAGCUUUGCAAGUGACUGACUGGCAGAAAACGAGUAGUGAGUUUGGAAUCCAAGGACCCCUUUCGUUGUUUCUCCACUUUGCUUGAUGGGAGGCAUUAUGGCCCCCAAAGACAUCAUGACAAAUACACAUGCUAAAUCCAUCCUCAACUCAAUGAACUCCCUCAGGAAGAGCAACACCCUGUGUGACGUGACGCUGAGAGUGGAGCAGAAAGACUUCCCGGCCCAUCGCAUCGUGCUGGCUGCCUGUAGCGAUUACUUCUGUGCCAUGUUCACUAGUGAGCUUUCAGAGAAAGGGAAACCUUACGUCGAUAUCCAAGGUUUAACUGCCUCCACCAUGGAAAUCCUGUUGGACUUUGUGUACACAGAAACCGUGCAUGUGACGGUGGAGAACGUGCAGGAGCUGCUCCCUGCAGCCUGUCUGCUGCAGCUGAAAGGUGUGAAGCAAGCCUGCUGUGAGUUCUUAGAAAGUCAGUUGGACCCUUCUAAUUGCCUGGGUAUCAGGGACUUUGCUGAAACGCACAGUUGUGUUGACCUGAUGCAAGCCGCGGAGGUUUUCAGCCAGAAGCACUUCCCUGAAGUGGUGCAGCACGAAGAAUUCAUCCUCCUGAGUCAGGGAGAGGUGGAAAAGCUAAUCAAGUGUGAUGAAAUCCAGGUGGAUUCUGAAGAGCCCGUCUUCGAGGCCGUCAUCAACUGGGUGAAGCACGCCAAGAAGGAGCGGGAAGAGUCCCUGCCUGACCUGCUGCAGUAUGUGCGGAUGCCCCUGCUGACCCCCAGGUACAUCACAGACGUCAUCGACGCAGAGCCUUUCAUCCGCUGCAGUCUCCAGUGCAGGGACCUCGUCGAUGAGGCAAAGAAGUUCCACCUGAGGCCUGAACUGCGGAGUCAGAUGCAGGGACCCAGGACACGGGCUCGUCUGGGAGCCAAUGAAGUGCUGCUGGUGGUUGGGGGCUUUGGCAGCCAGCAGUCUCCCAUCGACGUGGUGGAGAAGUAUGACCCCAAGACUCAGGAGUGGAGCUUUUUGCCAAGCAUCACUCGGAAGAGACGUUACGUGGCCUCCGUGUCUUUACAUGACCGGAUCUAUGUCAUCGGUGGCUACGAUGGCCGUUCCCGCCUCAGUUCAGUGGAAUGUCUGGACUACACAGCAGAUGAGGAUGGGGUCUGGUAUUCCGUGGCCCCAAUGAAUGUCCGACGAGGCCUUGCCGGUGCCACCACCCUAGGAGAUAUGAUCUACGUCUCUGGAGGCUUUGACGGGAGCAGGCGUCACACCAGCAUGGAGCGCUAUGACCCCAACAUUGACCAGUGGAGCAUGCUGGGAGAUAUGCAGACAGCCCGGGAAGGCGCGGGGCUGGUGGUGGCCGGCGGCGUGAUCUACUGUCUAGGAGGAUACGACGGCUUGAAUAUCUUAAAUUCAGUUGAGAAAUAUGACCCCCAUACAGGACACUGGACUAAUGUCACACCGAUGGCCACCAAGCGCUCUGGUGCAGGAGUAGCCCUGCUGAAUGACCAUAUUUAUGUGGUGGGGGGAUUUGAUGGCACAGCCCACCUUUCCUCCGUUGAAGCGUACAACAUCCGUACCGAUUCCUGGACGGCUGUCACCUGCAUGACCACCCCUCGAUGCUAUGUGGGGGCCACGGUGCUUCGGGGUCGGCUUUAUGCAAUUGCAGGAUAUGAUGGGAACUCCCUGCUGAGCAGCAUCGAGUGCUAUGACCCUGUCAUCGACAGCUGGGAAGUGGUGACCUCCAUGGGAACCCAGCGCUGUGAUGCUGGCGUGUGUGUGCUCCGAGAGAAGUGACCUGUUGGAGCUCCAUCCAGAGCUAGUGACCAGUCCAGGGGCCAGAUAGCAGGAGAAUCAAGGAUCGUGCCCAGAAUGUCUGCUGCUCGCUGUGUGCUCAGGGCGAUUACAAGCACCGGUGCCAUGAUGAUGGUCUUUAUUUGCACACACUCCCCCUCGCGCUGGGAAUUGUCCCUGAGUAGAGUGGUGAACGGACACUCACGGGAAAAGAAUGCACUGAGUGGAGGUGUGAGGCCAGGCCACCUCCUGUCUGGGCAGCACUCUCUGGUCGUGUCUGACUCACCACGUGCUUGGGAGGACAUGCAUACGUUGCGCCCGUGUGUUGCAGAGAACGAAGGUGAGGGUGGCCUACUAGAGGUGGGCAGUGUCCAGCCGACGUCUGGAUUGGAAGGAUUCCAACCUGAGUCAGCCUGAUAAAGUGCAAGUCCUGUUUUCCAGGAAUAAGUAUCUUUCCUGGUCUGCAGGUAGCUGCAGCACAGCUCUGUUCUGGAGGGGAACCCAGGGAAGCGCCCCGUCACAGCUGUGGGGCUUGGGAGACACCUGUGUGACACUCCCGGGGGCAGAGCUGCUGUAUCCGAACUGGGCUGAGUGACGUGACCUGAACUCGCUCGUGUGAGUGAGCCUAGACCUCCACAGACGUGAGGCCUGGAAGACAGGGUGGAUAUUGGAAGGGUCUUCUGAUGUCCCCGGUCUUUCUGGUCUGCAGUGUGGCUUGCCUGGCCCUGGUGCCUGUGCGAGACAAGCACGGUGAACAAGUGUCGGUGCGCCGAGUGGAGUCAGUGGGGGACAGAGAAGUACCUGUGAGUUUGUAUUUGUCACACUCCUCCCAGGGCUCGUCCCCCGCAGCCAGGUUUGCCUCGGGGAGAGGGCUUUGUGGAAUCAGAUGCUACUAUGCUGUAACAUUUCCAUACUAUUUAUUGGGGGAAGGGGUGGGGGUACAGCAGCCUGAAAGUUCAGCUACUUGGUAUUGCCCGUCCUUUUAAGCGCACACUUCUGCUAAGGGGUGGUUUUUACUGCUGUUUGGUACAUUUCGUCCUUGUCCUACUGUUGGGUUCCCAACCUGUCCUUAGAGUGAAUUAUGUUCAUCCCAGGACAGAAGAAUCAAAGGACAACCCAAAGUCCUGUGUUAUCCAGUACCUGCUCUCAGCAUUUCUGAGCCACCAUUCUAGGCUCUCCUGUGCUACAGAGUGAAAUUCUUGCUUUAUGGUAUUGGGAGUGUGGGAAUGUGAUGACCUAAACGAAAACCCUUUCCCUUUACAUUGAAAUUCCAUUUUCUCCUCUCCCUGAAUUGAAUUGACCUAAAGAGUUCAUUUCCUUUGUAUAUUUUUAAGAAAAUAUUAAAAAUAAUCUGUCUCAAA
Messenger RNA from Myotis brandtii (Brandt's bat), 3307 nucleotides. RefSeq names its product kelch-like family member 12 (gene KLHL12). The record is from RefSeq and is a predicted model, not a curated record. Bases 243 to 1949 code for a protein of 568 amino acids. The transcript is spliced from 12 exons. NCBI's taxonomy places the organism in Eukaryota, Metazoa, Chordata, Mammalia, Chiroptera, Vespertilionidae. Gene Ontology annotation, molecular function: protein binding.